AUGGCUCGCGACGUUCAUAACCCUCUUCUUUUUGAAAUAGCUUGGGAGGUUGCAAACAAAGCUCCCGUUACUGUUCACGAAUAUGGCGAUAGCUACACUUUAAUUGGCCCUUUAAACUAUAGAACUGCUGCUGCUGAAGUGGAAUCUGAACCUGUGUCUAAUACUCACAUGAGAGAAAUUCUUGAGGAUAUGACUUAUCAAGGUAUCAAAUGGAUGUAUGGUAGAUGGUUAAUCGAAGGUGCUCCUCAUGUCCUUCUCCUUGAUACUACUUCUAUCAUUGAGAGGCUUGAUUCAUGGAAGGCUGAUUUAUGGAAUGUGGCUGGUAUUCCCUCUCCUCCAAAUGAUCAAGAAACAAAUGAUUCGGUUCUUUUUGCUGUAAUAGCUCAUUUUCACGAAUGGCAAUCUUCAUGUGCUAUUCCUCUUAUGCGUAAAAGACGUACUGAUUUGACUACCAUCUUUACCACUCAUGCUACCUUAUUGGGUCGUUAUCUAUGUGCUGGUUCCACUGAUUUUUACAAUAACAUUACUAAAUUUUCUGUCGAUGAGGAAACUGGCAAGCGUGGUAUAUAUCAUCGUUAUUGUAUAGAACGUGCCGCUGCCCAUUGUUGUGAUGUGUUUACCACUGUGAGUCAGAUUACCGCUUUUGAAGCUGAACAUUUAUUAAAAAGAAAACCAGAUGGUGUACUUCCUAAUGGUUUGAACGUAAUCAAAUUUUCUGCCAUGCAUGAAUUCCAAAAUUUGCACGCAAAGAGCAAAGAAAAAAUUCAUAAUUUUGUUCGUGGCCAUUUUUAUGGUCAUUAUGAUUUCGAUCUUGAUAAUACUUUAUAUUUUUUCACCGCUGGUCGUUAUGAAUAUAGAAAUAAAGGCGUUGAUAUGUUUAUAGAAUCUUUAGGCCGUCUUAAUGCUCGUCUAAAAGCUUGUAACUCACCAAUGACGGUCGUUGCUUUUAUCGUAAUGCCUGCUGCUACACAAUCAUUUGCUGUUGAAUCUCUAAAAGCACAAGUUGUAACAAAACAACUUCAAGAGACUGUAAAAGAAAUCACUGAUCGAAUUGGUCAGAGAAUAUUUGAGAAAGCUGCUCGAUACACUGGUGGUGAUAUAAAUGACGCUGUCAUUGAUCCUCUUGAACUUCUCACUAAUGAGGAAAAAGUGCUUUUAAAACGUCGUGUAAUUGCUCUCAAACGUAGUACUUUACCGGCCAUAGUUACACAUAAUAUGUGUGAUGAUAAUGAUGAUCCAAUUUUAAUGCAAUUACGUCGUCUUCAACUUUUUAAUCAUCCAACCGAUCGUGUGAAAGUAAUUUUCCAUCCUGAAUUUUUAAAUUCUAAUAAUCCUCUAAUUGGUUUGGAUUACGAUGACUUUGUUCGUGGUUGCCAUCUUGGUGUUUUUCCCAGUUAUUAUGAACCUUGGGGAUACACUCCUGCUGAAUGCACUGUAAUGGGUGUACCUUCAAUAACAACUAAUCUAUCUGGUUUUGGUUGUUUCAUUGAAGAAGUUGUUGAAAAUUCUUCUGAUUAUGGUAUAUACAUAAUAGAUCGUAGAAUGAAAUCCGUUGAAGAAUCUAUUCAACAAAUUGUUGAUUGUAUGUUACAAUACUGUCAAAAAUCAAGACGUCAAAGAAUUAAUCAACGUAAUCGAACUGAAAGAUUAUCCGAUUUAUUGGAUUGGAAAUUAAUGGGAAUGGAAUAUGUUAGAGCUAGAAAAUUGGCUUUACAUCGUGCUUAUCCUGAUAGUUUUAUGGGUUCUGAUCUUGGUGAUUUUCAACAAUAUAAAUUCAGAAUUCCUAGACCAUUUUCUGCCCCCGCUUCUCCUAAAAUUAAGGGUAGUAAUAAUUCGGAUAGUGUUGAUGAUAUAUCAGAACAAAUGGCUGCUUUUGGUUUUGGGAUGGGUCACGAUGAUGAAGAUGAAUAUCCGUUUCCUAUGAUCUUAAAGAGAAGUGACUCAUCAAGAAAUUUAUUUACUCAGAAUGAAUUGCCAAAAUAA
Molecule: messenger RNA, 1983 nt
Organism: Racocetra fulgida
Lineage: Eukaryota; Fungi; Glomeromycota; Glomeromycetes; Diversisporales; Gigasporaceae
Source: the annotation of a GenBank genome assembly